Messenger RNA from Pyrus x bretschneideri (Chinese white pear), 730 nucleotides. Its product is annotated as CASP-like protein 1F2. The coding region runs from base 98 to 643 and encodes 181 amino acids. The transcript has 3 exons. Lineage: Eukaryota; Viridiplantae; Streptophyta; Magnoliopsida; Rosales; Rosaceae. The record is from RefSeq and is a predicted model, not a curated record.
UCUUAUCUCCACACACUACUCAAUAUCUGCCCCUUAUCCUUUCCCUUCAGCUCUUAUUUUCUGUUCCUUGUUUUCUGCAACCCAAGAACUUUUCACCAUGGCCAGCACAGGCUCCAAGUUCCAGCAAAACCCACCUCUGAAAACCCAAAAGAUUUUUCUUGGAGUCCAAAUCUUCAUGAGAACUGCCACAAUGACUGCUACAUUGGCUGCAACUUGGGUGAUGGUCACCAACAAGCAGAGCAGUCAGAUUAUUGGCAUAGAAUUUGAUGCUCGAUAUUAUUAUUCACCUACCUUCAAGUUCUUUGCUUAUGCAAAUGCUGUUGUGAGUGCCUUCUGCUUGCUCUCCUUGUUCCUCGUUUUCCUUAUCCAUCGCCAUGGCUCGAAUCCUACCAACUACUUCAUCUUGUUCCUACACGAUUUGGUAAUGCUGUGUUUGCUGAUGGCUGGAUGCUCAGCUGCAACUGCAAUAGGGUACGUGGGGCAAUAUGGGAAUAGCCACUCGGGCUGGGCGCCAAUUUGUGAUCACUUUGGGAAGUUCUGCAAAAGAGGGACUGAUUCUGUGGUUCUCUCUUACUUGUCUCUCGUUUUCUUGCUCAUGCUCACCAUCAGCUCUGCAACCAAGUCGAGAAAGAUUCAGGUUUAGAUCUUCUAAUUAAGUUGUUGUUGUUGUAAAGGAAGUUGAGCGUGAUGGAGGUAGUUGCAAUGUGAUAUAUAAGAAAAUGUUGAGCUA